AUUUUACAGUGGACAUCACCAGAAAAUGUACCCUUCGUAUACAUGGGUCAGGGACAAGAAGGCUUCAUUAAUAGAAACUGUCCUAAAACAAGCUGUUACGUGACAAGUAAUCGGUCAUUUCUUGGAGAUUAUACUAACUUCGACGUCGUUGUCUUUGCCGGGCCCGAAGUUGUACAAAUGGAAAGAAAUUACUUGCCUCACAGAAGAUCACUUCAUCAGAAAUAUGUUUUCGCGUCUAUUGAAUCCUCUGAUAACUAUCCUGUAUGUUCUAACAGAUUUAAUAACUAUUUUAAUUGGACUUGGACAUACAAAUUGAAUUCUGACGCUCAAUGGGGUUAUAUGGUUAUAAGAGAUGCUGAGAACAAUGUUAUUGGUCCGAAAGCAGACAUGCACUGGAUGAAAUUAGAUGAAAUGGCACCUAUUAGUGAAGAACUAGGAUAUAAAUUGAAAAAUAAAACUAAAGCAGCCGCUUGGUUUGUAUCAAACUGUAUAUCACGAAGUAGACGAAAUAGUUACGUUCUUGAUUUAGCAGCUGAACUAACUAAAUACGAUCUGAAGAUAGAUAUUUAUGGUGAUUGUGGUAAUUUGAAAUGUUCCCGCGAUAAUGAAGAGGAAUGUGACAAAAUGAUAGAAAGAGAAUACUUCUUUUAUUUGUCUUUCGAGAAUUCCUUCGCGAAAGAUUAUGUGACUGAAAAAUUGUUGCAUCCCUUGAGAAAUCUUGCGGUGCCAAUAGUGUAUGGUGGAGCAAAUUAUAGUAGAUUUAUGCCUGAUGGUAUUUACCUCAACGCAAGGGAAUUAGGUCCAAAAAGAUUAGCAGAAAGAAUGAACGAGUUAAUAGAAGAUCAAAACAAAUACGCCGAAUAUUUUAAAUGGCGGAAUCACUAUUCCUACCACAAAAGACACGAAUCAGUCGAAACAGACGAUUAUUGCAGAUUCUGUUCCAUAUUGUUUGAUGAAACUUUGGUAGAAACAAAAUCGGUUUAUAAGAAUUUCAAAAAGUGGUGGGAUCCUCCUUACAGAUGUUCGAGAAGAAAAAAAGAUACACAAAAUGAACGAAGAGAUCGUAAAUCACAUGUGUUAAUCAGACCUCAACUAAGCUUUUAUGAGUAA
Messenger RNA from Colias croceus (clouded yellow), 1110 nucleotides. RefSeq names its product alpha-(1,3)-fucosyltransferase C-like. Lineage: Eukaryota; Metazoa; Arthropoda; Insecta; Lepidoptera; Pieridae. The transcript is spliced from 2 exons. The coding region runs from base 43 to 1110 and encodes 355 amino acids. The record is from RefSeq and is a predicted model, not a curated record. Gene Ontology annotation, cellular component: membrane. Gene Ontology annotation, molecular function: alpha-(1->3)-fucosyltransferase activity.